Molecule: messenger RNA, 1932 nt
Organism: Auanema sp. JU1783
Lineage: Eukaryota; Metazoa; Nematoda; Chromadorea; Rhabditida; Rhabditidae
Source: the annotation of a GenBank genome assembly
AUGCUCAAUUAUGUUUUAUUAUUGUUGACUAUUCAUUGUGUACAUUCAAUUCAAAAUAUUGUCGAAGGGCCCAGAGAUACAACUAUAAUAGUUGGUAAAACAGUUGUUUUAAAAUGUAUUGUUCAAUAUCAAGAGGGAGUUGUGCAGUGGACAAAGAAUGGAUUUGGAUUAGGAACUUCUAGAGAGCUCAAAUACUUCCCUCGCUACUUUAUGAUAGGAGAUGAAGCUGAAGGCGAAUUCAAUUUACAGAUUAUUAAUGCUACCAUAGCUGAUGAUGAUGUGUAUGCAUGUCAAAUAUCGGAAGCUGCCAACCAGCCGGCUGUUGUAUCAAAACCAGCUAAACUGUCAGUUCUAAUGCGUCCUUCAUCUCCACAUUUGUCGAAAAUGUCAAAUAGGAACGUUCUAUCUGCCAUUGCUGGAGAGCCAAUCAGUCAAGCUUGCAUUGUACGCAAAGGAAUACCACCUGCUCGUGUUGGCUGGGCUAUUGCUUCAGACGCUCAAGGAAAGAACAUUGUUGCUUGGUUAGGAGAGACACGUUCUAAAUUUGGUAACCUUUAUGCUCACUUGGGCCUUUCUCAAAUCUCUUUAAAAUCUGACACUUCCGAGGAUAUUCAACGAGAUAAUCUAACAUAUAGCGUAAUUAGCAAUAUUUCUUUCUAUGCUAGGCCAAGUGAUGAUCAAAGAUAUCUUGUUUGUAUCUCACAGCAUGAAACAUUCGGACGACGGGUAGAAGUUGAUAGCGUACGAAUGUCUCUCGAUUAUUUGCCACAAGUAAACAUAACAGUUGCUUCGACCUCGAUCCUGAAAGAAGGGGAAGCCGCUUUACUGGCAUGUAACAUUGACGCUAAACCCUUGGAAGACUUAAAAGUCCAGUGGUUUCGAAACUCUGAACAAAUUGAUAUAACGACAGAUACUAUGGUGAUUGAAACAUUACGCAUGGAAGAUCAUAACGCCGAAUAUGCUUGUCAAGCUUCAAACACUAUCGGAACGUCUAAAAGCACAUUACGUCUCAACGUUUCCUUCGCUCCACGAAUAGUAACAACUGCUCAAACAAAAGAAGCUAAUGAAGGAGAGGCUGUGUCUUUUCGAUGCGAAGCAACUGGUAAUCCUCAGCCCGUUAUUCAAUGGACGAAGUCUGGGAGUGAUGAAAUCAUUGGGAAAGGAGACAUUCUUGUUUUCGAAAAAGUGAAAAUGUGGCAACAAGGAGAUUAUGUAUGUACAGCUAAGGUUGAAGGCUUCAAACCAGCUACAAAGACCAAUUCUUUAUUUUUAAGAGGCCCUCCCAUUAUGUCUUUAUCAUCUGAAGUAUUAGCUAAAAAGUCGGAAAACGUAAACCUCCUUUGUAAAAUAACUGGUAGACCGCUGCCAGCAGAAAUAAAAUGGUCAAAAAAUGGAAAAGACAUUGUCUUUGCAAGCGGACGUAUGCAGGUUCAUCAAGUUCCACGACCAUAUGGUAUUGAGAGUCGUUUAACUAUAACUAACUUCCAAGAAUCUGAUUAUGGAACUUACAACUGUUCAGCAAACAAUGGGCUAGGAAGCGAUAGAAAAGCAGCUUUAGUUCGAAAACAGAAUUUCAUAGACAUCAUAAUAGCAGGCAUAGACAAGAUAGUAGCAGUCUUCCUAGUUUCAAGUCUUGUGCUCCUCCUGAUAUGCUGUUACACAACUUGCAGAAACAAGAAAAAACUGAGAGGAAGUAAUCACAAGUUCUUUGAUGACCAAGAUCAAGCAGAUGUUACUGUACGCUGUGAAACAAUUGAAAGUACGCAGUACUAUCCUGACCUCUAUAGUGCACCACUAAUGGAAGGAAACUACAUAGCAUCAAUGGAUUACAUUCCAAUUCCACAAAACAAUCCUGAUAAUGAUUAUGCACGACAUCAUGACUCUCUUUAUCCAAAGUAUUUGGAUAAUUCUUGUCACGACACUCUAUGUUGA